UCCUGAGUCGUCAGACCCGGAAGUGAUGUGCAGUCAUCUGACCGAGUGAAAACAGCAUCAGCUCCGUGUUUGUGUGAAUCAGACGGAGUCACCGCUUUGUCCCGUUGUUUCCCGGUGGGAGGGGGGGCAGUAACUCCCGGUGUUUCCCGGCGGGAGGGGGGCAGUAACUCCCGGUGUUUCCCGGCGGGAGGAGAGAUGUGGAUCCAGCCGGAGGAGGUGCUGCUGGCCGGAGCUCUGUGGGUCUCUGAGCGGGCCAACCCGUUCUUCAUCCUGCAGAGGAGGAGGGGGCACGGCCGCGGGGGGGGACUGUCCGGUCUCCUGGUUGGGACUCUGGAUGUGGUUCUGGACUCGAGUGCCAGAGUGGCUCCGUACAGGAUCCUGCUUCAGACUGCAGACUCUCAGAUCUACUGGAACAUCGCCUGUGGCUCGUCCAGGAAGGAGAUCACGGAGCACUGGGAUUGGCUGGAGUCCAACCUGCUGCAGACCAUCUCCAUCUUUGACAACGAUGAAGAUGUCACCACCUUCGUCAAGGGGAAGAUCUCUGGCAUCAUCGCGGAGGAGAACCGGCUGAAGCCUGGCGAGGAGCAAGAGGAGGAUUGUGGGAAGUUUCGGGAGGCGGAGCUGAAGAUGAGGAAGCUGUUCGGGAUGCCUGACGAGGAGAAGCUGGUGAAUUAUUACUCCUGCAGCUACUGGAAGGGACGAGUGCCGCGGCAGGGCUGGCUUUACCUAUCUGUCAACCACCUGUGCUUCUACUCCUUUCUGCUGGGCAAGGAGGUGACUCUGGUAGUGCAGUGGACCGAGGUGACCCAGCUGGAGAAGAAUGCCACCCUGGUGUUUCCAGAGAGCAUUCGUGUCAGCACUCGUCACACCGAACAUUUCUUCUCCAUGUUCCUCAACAUCAACGACACCUUCAAACUCAUGGAGCAGCUCGCGAACAUCGCCAUGCGCCAGCUGCUCGACAACGAAGCAUUCGCUGCUGACCGCUCGCUGCCCAAACCCUGCAAGACGCUCAAGAAUGUCUCCGCACUCAAGAGGGACCUGGAUGCCCGGGCAAAGAACGAACGGUACCGGGCGAUGUUCCGUCUGAUGCAGGACGAGCGUUUGGACGGACACACGGACUGCACACUGUGGACGCCGUUCGCUAAGAUGCACGUGGUCGGACAGCUGUUCAUCUCCAACAACUACAUCUGCUUCAACAGCAGAGAGGAAGACCUGUGUCAGCUGAUCAUCCCGCUCAGAGAGGUGUCCAUCGUGGAGAAGGCAGACAGCAGCAGCGUCCUGCCAUGCCCCGUGUCCAUCAGCACCAAGAACAAAAUGAACUUCCUGUUCGCCAACCUCAAAGACAGAGACUUCCUGGUCCAGCGAAUCUCCGACUUCCUGCAACGAACGCCCGACAGCUCGUGGGGCGACACCAGCCCGCUGUCUCUGAUUGGUCACUCGGCGGCCUCUGGCGUCUCCUCCUCCUCGUCUGCAGGAUCAGAAUCUGUCCACAGGGGGCGUCACUACCACCCUGGUCUGCCCACAGCCAGUCAGGGUCUGCUGCAGCUCUACCACCGCGACGCUCCGGAGGACCUGGGACCCAAAGCCAUGAAAGAGAAAAUGAAGGAGGAGGCGUGGAACAUCCAUUUCUCAGAGUUUGGUCGAGGUGUCUGCAUGUACCGAACGUCCAGGACCCGAGAACUCGUCCUGAACGGGAUCCCAGAGCGUCUGAGAGGAGAGCUGUGGCUGCUGUUCUCCGGAGCGCAGAACGAGAUGGCGACUCACCCUGGUUACUAUGGUGACCUGGUGGAGCAGGCCAUGGGGCUGUGUUCAUUGGCCACAGAGGAGAUCGAGCGUGACCUCCAUCGUUCGAUGCCCGAGCACCGAGCCUUCCAGAAUGAGACAGGCAUCGCUGCACUGCGCCGCGUCCUCACCGCCUACGCCCACCGCAACCCUGGCAUCGGAUACUGCCAGGCCAUGAACAUCGUCACCUCUGUCCUGCUGCUCUACUGCACAGAGGAAGAAGCUUUCUGGCUGUUGGUGGCACUGUGUGAGCGGAUGCUGCCUGACUAUUACAACACCAGGGUCGUAGGAGCUCUGGUGGAUCAGGGAGUGUUUGAGGAGCUGACCCGGGCCUUCCUCCCCCUGCUGUAUGAACACAUGCAGGAGCUGGGAGUGAUCUCCACCAUCAGCCUGUCCUGGUUCCUCACCCUCUUCCUGUCUGUGAUGCCGUUCGACAGCGCCGUCCUAUUGGUCGACUGCUUUUUCUACGAGGGUAUCAAGGUCAUCUUCCAGGUGGCGCUGGCUGUGCUCCAUGACAACAUGGAUGCCCUGCUGUCCUGCAGUGACGAGGGAGAAGCCAUGACCAUCCUGGGCAGGUACCUGGAUAACGUUGUGAAUAAACAGACAGUGGCUCCGCCCAUCCCUCACCUGCAUGCCCUGCUGACAAGCGGAGAUGAACCUCCACCUGAGAUCGACAUCUUUGAUCUAAUUAAGUCGUCCUAUGAGAAGUUCGGUAGCCUGCGCUCUGAUGUCAUUGAGCAGAUGAGGUUCAAACAGAGGUUAAAGGUCAUCCAGUCACUGGAGGACACGGCCAAGAGGAGCGUGGUGAGGGCGAUGAUGACGGAGUCGGCCUUCACCAUUGAGGAACUGGAGGAACUUUACUGUAUCUUUAAGUCCAAACACAUGACGAGUUGUUACUGGGGGUCCAGUAGUUCUGCGGCCGACCGUCACGAUCCCAGUUUGCCGUACCUGGAGCAGUACCGCAUCGACCCGGUCCAGUUCACUCAGCUGUUCACCGCACUUGGCCCCUGGAUCUGUGGAGGCCACACCCCCACCCUGUCAGCCCGCCUCUUCAGACUCCUGGACCAGAACCAGGACGGACUGGUCAACUUCAAGGAGUUCAUCACUGGACUGAGUGGGAUGUAUCACGGAGACAUGACGGAGAAACUCAAACUGUUGUAUAAGCUCCACCUCCCUCCCGCUCUGUGUCCUGAGGAGGCAGAGUCUGCCCUGGAGGCAACACACUUCUUUACUGAGGACGAACCACGAGAAUCUUCCUUCUUGUCUGACCUGGACUUGUUGGGACAGGAAGUGACAUCAGGUGAGGAGGGAAAGGAAGGAGGAGGAGAAGCUGACAAGAAGAAAGAGGAGAAGGUGAAGGACUACAGGUACUACCUGAGGAUGUGGGCCAAAGAGAAGGAGCCCAAGAGAGAGACCAUCAAAGACCUGCCCCGCAUGAACCAGGAGCAGUUCAUUGAGUUGUGUAAGACUCUGUACAACAUGUUCAGUGAGGAGCCUCUGGAGCAGGAGCUCUAUCACUCCAUCGCCACCGUCGCCAGUUUGCUGCUGCGCAUCGGAGAGGUCGGCAAGAAGUUCAACAAUGGGACCAAGAAGACAGAGACCGCGGCCACUGCACAGGCCCCACCCUCGGUUCAGGCCCCACCCCCGACUCAGGCUCCGCCCCCUGACCUUCAGAGGGAGGAAGGGCCCGGCGAGGGGGGCUCAGGUGAGUCCCAGGUAUGUCGAGCUCUGGCCGACGCUCAGCUGGAGCCGGCGGUCCUUCAGACGUCCGACGAAGAGACCAAAGACGACACGUCGGUGUCGUCGUACUCGGUGGUGAGCUCCGGCUCGCUGCAGUGCGAGGACAUCGCCGACGACACCGUGCUGAUCGGCGGCGAGCAGAGGCGGGGCAGCGUUCUGGAUGUCGAUUGGUCAAUCACCUUUGAGCAGGUCCUGGCGUCGCUGCUGACGGAGCCGCCACUGGUCGACUACUUUGAGAGGAAGGGGGACAUCCAGAGCAAGAUGGCCGCCUGUAAGGCCCAGCGGGUGGUGGAGCGUCAGAUUAGCUCCGCGUCUGACCACGAACUCACCCAGCACUCUAUCUGACUUACCUUUACCUGUCCACGUGACUCACCUGACUGACUCACCUUUUCCUGACUCACCUUUACUUGUCCACCUGACUCCUUGAGAACACAUCCUUGAUUUAAAAUUGAUCAGGCUGAUUCUGGACUAAACCAGACCUGUUCCGGAUCAGUGAAAUGGUCUCUCUGUUGUCUGUCUAAUUGAUUUUGUGUGUGAGACGUGUCUCUGCAAGAUCAGAUGAAAACUAACAAACACCAACAGAUGGGCAAGUGAAGCAGGUGAAUGAUGCUCUAACUACAGGAGCCCCAGAAUCCAAAAAGUGUUUUUUUUUUUUUUUGCAUAUUGAACAAAAGUUUUCUCACAAGUUAAAAAUCUGAAUCUGAGAAAACUCCAAUAAUCAAUAUUAUCAUGUGGUUGAGUCCUAACAUCUGAUUAUUGAUUAAUCUGACUCUGUCUCUGUGAGUGAAGACAAACCCAACCUAUGAACAGGUGAAACAGUUCAGUCUUUUAUUGAUUUUAAGAAAAUGAAAAUCCAGCGUUUAUUUAGAGGAAAUAAAGUUUAAUGUUUUAGUUUCUGUACAGUUCACAUAUACUAACUGUAUAUUAACGAAAUCAUGAGGUCAUGUUACUGAAUAAACUCAUAUCUGUUUCACCAGGUGAGUUUGCACCUGUAGACUUUUAUUUUGACGUCACUGAAGCCUUGUUUGUUUAUCUGCCUGUGUGAUGACAUCACUUUGUUUAUUUCCUGUUGAUCGAUGAUGUCAGAGGAUGUUUCAGUGUUUUUAUUCUUUUCUCCUCUGUAUUUAUUCAUCAACCUGCUUUUAAAUCCAUCAUACUGAUCAGUUAUCGAUCUAUAUUCUGUUCUAAUAAAUACGUCUUCUUC
Lates calcarifer (barramundi perch) is the source of this 4726-nucleotide messenger RNA. RefSeq names its product TBC1 domain family member 9B. Lineage: Eukaryota; Metazoa; Chordata; Actinopteri; Centropomidae. Bases 196 to 3867 code for a protein of 1223 amino acids. Gene Ontology annotation, molecular function: calcium ion binding. The record is from RefSeq and is a predicted model, not a curated record. The transcript is spliced from 23 exons.